This is a messenger RNA of Rhincodon typus (whale shark), 3793 nucleotides long. Its product is annotated as zinc finger protein 585A-like. The transcript is spliced from 7 exons. The coding region runs from base 104 to 3694 and encodes 1196 amino acids. NCBI's taxonomy places the organism in Eukaryota, Metazoa, Chordata, Chondrichthyes, Orectolobiformes, Rhincodontidae. Gene Ontology annotation, biological process: regulation of transcription by RNA polymerase II. Gene Ontology annotation, molecular function: DNA-binding transcription factor activity; RNA polymerase II cis-regulatory region sequence-specific DNA binding. The record is from RefSeq and is a predicted model, not a curated record.
UUAAACGAGUCAUUUUGCAUCUGGGAAACUGAGACCAAACAUCACAGUGGAUCUGAUGGAUUUACCCAACACAUUGUAACCCGAAUAUCACCGGGUUUUGGACAUGGAAGGAAAAAGUACCAUUCUCAAUGGGGAGAAACCGUACAUGUGUUCUGUUUGUGGGCGAGGCUUCAGGCGAUCAUCUGACCUGUCAAGACACAAAUGUGGUCAGACUGGGGUAAAAUUGUGGAAGUGUGGGAACUGUGGGAAAGGAUUCGAUUACCCAUCACAGCUGAAAAGGCAUCAGCGCAGUCACAACGGGGAGAAGCCAUGGAAAUGUACAGACUGUGGGAAGGGAUUCAAUUACCCAUCUGAGCUGGAAAUUCAUUGGCGCACUCACACUGGGGAGAAGCUGUUCACCUGCUCGCAAUGUGGGAAACGAUUGGCUCACUUACACAGUCUGCUGAUACACCAGCGAGUUCACACGGGGGAGAGACCAUUCAGCUGCUCUGAGUGUGGGAAGGGAUUCACUACAUCAUCCCACCUGUUGACACACCAGCGAGUUCACACUGGAGAGACACCUUUUAAAUGCCCCGAUUGCGAUAAAUGUUAUAAAAGCUCCGGAGAACUGAUGUCCCAUCAACGUGUUCACACGGAUGAGAGACCGUUUAAGUGUUCUCACUGUGGGACAGGGUUCAAGCACUCGUCUCAACGCACUGUACACCAGCGAAUUCACACUGGGGAGAGACCAUUCAGCUGCUCUGAGUGUGGGAAGGGAUUCACUCAAUCAUCUGACCUGCUGAAACACCAGCGGGUUCACACUGAUGAGAAACCUUUUAACUGUCCGGACUGUGGGAAGUGUUUUAAAAGUCCUGGGGAUCUGAUGUCCCAUCAACGUGUUCACACUGAUGAAAGACCGUUCAAGUGCUCUCACUGUGGGACUGGGUUCAGACGAUCAUCUGACCUUAUCGUACACCAGCGAGUUCACACUGGGGAGAGGCCAUUUACUUGCUCCGAGUGUGGGAAAGGAUUCGCUCAGUCAUCCCACUUGCUGAUACACCAGCGAGUUCACACUGACAAGAGACCUUUUGAGUGUCCCGAGUGCAGCAAGUGCUUUAAAAGUUCUGGGGAACUGAUGACCCAUCAACGUGUUCAUACCGACAGCAGACCUUUUCAAUGCCCAGACUGUGGGAAAUGCUUUAAAAGUUCUGGGGAACUAAUGUCCCAUCAACGCAUUCACACUGACGAGAGACCAUUCAGGUGCUCUCACUGUGGAACUGGGUUCAAGCGAUCAUCUGACCUCAAUGAACACCAGCGAAUUCACGCUGGGGAAGCAACCAAUCAUCUGUACAUCCAUUGUGCAAGCAGUGAAUUCCAGGAUUUUGGCUGUGACAGUGAAGGAAUGGCUGUGAUACAGGGGGCGAGGUGCAGCAGGGCGCAUGUUCAGCUUGCUUUCUUUCAGACUUCAGUGAAACUGCAAACCAAAUGUUACAUCAGGACACAUUCUUCCAACCUCUCAGAACCUGAAUGUUGUUGGACUUUGAACAUGGAAGGACACAGCACUGUUUGCAGUGGGGAGAAAUUGUUCAUGUGUCCAGUGUGUGGGCGAGACUUCACACAAUCAUCUGCUCUGUCGAGGCACAACUGCAAUCAUAGCGUGCAGAAACCGUGGAAAUGUAGGGACUGUGGGAAGGGGUUCAUUUCCCCGUCUAAGCUGGAAACUCAUCGGCGUACUCACACUGGGGAGAAGACUUUCACCUGCUCCAACUGUGGGGAGGGAUUCACUCGAUCAUCUACCCUGCUGGCCCACCAAAGGAUUCACACAGGGGAGAGGCCAUUCACCUGCUCUGUGUGCGGGAAGGAAUUCACUCAGUUAUCUAACCUGCUGACCCACCAGCGCGUUCACACCGGGGAGAGACCAUUCACCUGCACUGAGUGCGGGAAGGGAUUUGCUGAUUCAUCUGCCCUGCUGAGACACAAGCGGGUCCACACCGGGGAGAGGCCAUUCACCUGCUCCGAAUGUGGGAAGAGAUUCAUUCAGUCAACCAACUUGCAGGUACACCAGCGCUCUCACACCGGGGAGAGGCCAUUCACCUGCAUUGUGUGUGAAAAAGGAUUUAGUGAUUCAUCCAGCCUGCUGACCCACCAGCGAGUUCACACUGGGGAGAGGCCGUUCACCUGCUCCGAGUGUGGGAAGAGAUUCAUUCGAUCAUCUUACCUGCUGACCCACCAGCGCGUUCACACUGGGGAGAGACCGUUCACCUGCACUGAGUGUGGGAAGGGGUUCACUGAUUCAUCUGCUCUGCUGAGACACAAGCGAGUUCACACUGGAGAGAGGCCGUUCACCUGCUCUGAGUGUGGGAAGGGGUUCAUUCAGUCGUACAAGCUGCAGAUACACCAGCGCAACCACACUGGGGAGAGGCCAUUCACCUGCACUGUGUGUGGAAAAGGAUUUACUGAUUCAUCGAGCCUGCUGACACACCAGCGAGUCCACACGGGGGAGAGACCAUACAUUUGCUCAGAGUGUGGGAAGAGCUUCACUCGCUCGUCCAGCUUGCUGACACACCAGCGAGUACACACUGGGGAGAGACCGUUCACCUGCUCUGAGUGUGGAAGGAGAUUCACUCGUUCAUCUUACCUGCUGACACACCAGCAAGUUCACAAUCAGAUACUGUAUGCUGGGCAGGCACUGGAGAGACGCGAGGUUGGAGAACCUGAGACUGAUCUCCUGCAGCAAAGACGAUUGAGGAGAGAUAGAAGUGCUAUUGAAAGAGGCGUCCGUGGGCCUGAGGCGGCGGCGGCGGCGGCGGCGGCGGCAGUAGUGGGUGUUGCCGCCGCCAUCUUUGUCGGGGGCAUGUUCCGUGGGUCCAGUUCGGGCCGCCAUCUUUAUAGGGGGCGAGAAUGUCGUCGGAUUUUGAACAUGGAAGGACAAAGCACGGUUUGCAGUGGGGAGAAAUUGUUCAUGUGUCCAGUGUGUGGGCGAGGCUUCACACAAUCAUCUGCUCUGUCGAGGCACAAGCGCAGUCAUGGUGUGCAGAAACCGUGGAAAUGUAGGGACUGUGGGAAGGGGUUCAUUUCCCCGUCUAAGCUGGAAACUCAUCGGCGUACUCACACUGGGGAGAAGCCCUUCACUUGCCCUGAGUGUGAAAAGGGAUUUGCUGAUUCAUCUGCUCUCCUGAGACACCGGCGUACUCACACGGGGGAGAGGACUUUCACUUGCUCUAACUGUGGGGAAGGAUUCACUCGAUCAUCUACCCUGCUGGCCCACCAGCGGGUUCACACAGGGGAGAGGCCGUUCAACUGUUCCGUGUGCGGGAAGGGAUUCACUCAGUUAUCUAACCUGCUGACCCACCAGCGAAUUCACACUGGGGAGAAACCAUUCACCUGCAUAGAGUGUGGGAAGGGAUUUGCUGAUUCAUCUGCCCUGCUGAGACACAAGCGGGUUCACACUGGGGAGAGGCCGUUCACCUGCUCCGAGUGCGGGAAGGGAUUCAUUCAGUCAUACAACCUGCAAAUACACCAGCGCACACACACAGGGGAGAGGCCAUUCACCUGCACUGUGUGUGGAAAAGGAUUUACUGAUUCAUCCAGCCUGCUGACACACCAGCGAGUCCACACUGGGGAGAGACCGUUCACCUGUACAGAGUGUGGAAAGAGAUUCACUCGGUCAUCCAACCUGCUGACACAUCAGCGAGUUCACAAUCAGCUACGGUAACUGGAUUUUACAGUUAAUCACAUCCAGGACUGAACCGAAAUGUUCACGGACUUGUGCUGCUGGUGUUGUUUAAUGCCAGCCCAAGUAUUGGGCCCAAUA